CAUCCAACAAAAAUCAUCUUUAUUGGCAAUAUAAUCAAUGAUUGUUUUGAAUCAUUAAAAUUUUAUCUAUUUCGUUUAGAAUAUUCAUUAAAUGAUUAUGAACGACAACGAAUUAAAUGGUCAUAUCAAACAUUUCGUCGAACAAUAUGGUUAACAUUAAAUUCAUGGAUUAAUAUUUUUUUCAAUAUUCAUUUAGCAUUGUUUCCAAGCAAUUUUCUUAUAAAAUUAUUUCAAUCAUUUGAACAAUUAUUUCAAUUUGAACGUAUUGAUUUAUUAUUACAAUUACAAAUAUUUACAUUUAUUAUACUUGAAUAUCCAUGGUUUAUUUUUUUCAAAAAAAUUUUACAUUAUAAUUUUCGUAUAAAUAAUUUAUUUUAUAAAUAUCGUUAUCAUUUUGAUGAUUAUCAAUUAGAAAUUCAAUAUCGUCUAUAUUUAAUUCGUUUGAUUAAUAUUGGUGAUUUUAUAACCAAAACAUUAAAUAUUGUAAUGGCUAUUGUUUUAUCUAUAUCCGGUAUAUUUGGUAUAACUAUUUUUAUUUUUUUAUAUUUUAAUAAUGAUAUAACCAUCGUUUUAAUGAUCAUCUAUAUUCCAUUAUUAAUAAAUCUUUUAUUACGUUCAUAUUAUCUUGUUGGACAAUUAUUUAAUAUUAUAAAAUAUGUUUUAUUUCUUAUUGAAUUAUUAAAAUUACAAAUCAAACAAAUAAUAUUAUAUUUACAAUUGAAAAUACGUUGUUAUCGUUUUAAUCUAUCGAUUUAUGGUCGAUUUUUACAUGGUUAUAAUAAAUUAAAUAAUGAUGUUUUCAUAUUAAAUCAAACGAUUAGUAAUGUUUUUUUCAGUAUUGAAACAAUGUCUAAAGUUACAUUUAUUUAUUGUAGUAUAUUUUUUAGUAAACAAAUUGAAAUGAAUUUAUUUAAUACAAUUAUUGUUAUCUAUUUUCUAUCAUUAUUUAUUUAUACAAAUGGUCUUUAUUCACGUGCAGCACAGCUACCACAUUAUAAUCGUCGUGGUUGUCUGUCGAUAAUGAAUUGGCUAGCAAGAUUACAAUAUCAAAAAUAUUAUGGACAUUCAUAUCGACCCUCACGUUUAUAUCGACCAUCACGUUUAUAUCGACCAUCACGUUUAUAUCGAUCAUCACGUUUAUCAAUUUGUAAUCAAAUUCGUUCGAAUUUUUUUGCACAAUCAAUGUCCGAAAAUCAUUUAGGUUUUAGUUGUGGACAAAUGUUUCCUAUUAUUAAAUUUAAAUAUCAUAAAAUACCGAAAUAA
This is a messenger RNA of Dermatophagoides pteronyssinus (European house dust mite), 1263 nucleotides long. RefSeq lists its product as uncharacterized. The record is from RefSeq and is a predicted model, not a curated record. Lineage: Eukaryota; Metazoa; Arthropoda; Arachnida; Sarcoptiformes; Pyroglyphidae.